Messenger RNA from Xylaria bambusicola, 2850 nucleotides. RefSeq lists its product as uncharacterized. NCBI's taxonomy places the organism in Eukaryota, Fungi, Ascomycota, Sordariomycetes, Xylariales, Xylariaceae. Bases 1 to 2850 code for a protein of 949 amino acids. The transcript is spliced from 6 exons. The record is from RefSeq and is a predicted model, not a curated record.
AUGGAUUUUGCUUGGACCAAAUGCGCAGAAGCCGAUGUGCAUGAGCGCCUGUUAAUCAAAGAACGCUCUCUAGAAAUUGGACUGUCGCACUGCGAGAAUCUGAUCGACGAGGUCAGCAACAGAUUCUCCAAUAUCGCAGAGCACUGUGAGCCAUCUAUGGAAAUCAUUUGGGCAUUAGAAGACCGGAAUGAGUGGAUAAAUCAGUGCCGAGAGAUAGCUAGAGAUCACCGGGAUUUCAGAGUUCCCGUAGGUGUGGCUGGUGCGACUGGGAGUGGGAAGACGUCAGUUUUGAAUGCGCUCCUAGGGUUCCAGGAAUUAUUACCGACAAACAACGAGGAGGCCGCCACAGCUGUCCAAUGCAAAGUUAGCUUCAAUUAUGAUAAUCGACCUAAAUAUGCAUUUCGCUGUCACAUCACCUUCCGCAGCAAAGAAGCACUAAAGGCUGAGCUCAAGCAAUUCUUCGACAACCUCAAGCUAAAAGACGAACUCGAAGAACUGAAUGAUGACUCUGCUGAUGGUGAGGAGGCUCUCUGCAACCUCGAAAUGGCGAUGCAACCUACUCGUGAAAUGAUCAGUAUUGUUUUCGACCUGGAAGAUGACGAGAUACAAGAGUUAGAUCUCGAUGGGGUCCUCAAUUCUAACACCGAAGCUUUGAAGCUACUGGGGACAACGAAAGAGUUUAACCAUAGAACAGCAGAUGGAAUCUCGCAAAUGGUAAAACCUUACAUGGAUUCUACGGCAGAGGACCAUGGAGCAACUGGUACCAGUUUCGCAGCGUGGCCGCUCAUCGAGCAGGUAGAGUUAUUUGUCAAGUCUGACAUCUUGCUAAAUGGUGUCAUCCUAGUAGAUUUGCCAGGUUUAGGUGAUGCUGUACGAAGCCGGGCGAUAGUUGCAGAAAAGGCGUUUGAUCAGUUGACAGCCACCAUCAUUGUGUCACAGGCUACCCGGGCUGCAGAUAACUCUACUGCUGUGAACCUGAUGUCCAAACACCAGGAAAUGGCCUUGAUAUUGGAUGGGAGACUUCAUAAACAGGCAUUCUGCGUGUGUUUAUCCCAGAUUGAUCAUAUUGAUCGCAAAGCUGCACUGAGGAAGCCCGAUGCUAAGGCAAACGAAUAUCUCCAGGAGCUGCUUGGCGAGGAAGAAGACCAUAGGUCUUUACUGGGAGUAGGAGCACAAGCGAAAAAGAAACUGUCGAAAGUGAAAAGAAAAGAACAACGCAAGCUUUCUCGUCAUCAAGAACUUCAUCCGAAAGGAAAGGCCGCUGAGAGGAUUAAAGCUCAAGCGGCUUACAACGCUACAAGGAAACGAUUUAAAAAGGUCUUGAAAGACAUCAAUGAUUCCAGACGCCGACUAGAAGAGUUAGAGGGCGAGAUUAUUUUUAUCUGCAUUCGAGCCAGGAAUCAAUACCUAAACCAACGUAUUCAACAAGACUUCCGGAAAAGACACGCUCGGCUUCUUGGUGAGACUCCUGAUAUGCAGAAGACCUACGAUGCACAAGUUGCCGUUUGCCCCACAAGUUCAGCAGCAUUCUGGAAGUGCAAAUGUCCGUUCUCAAGUGAACCUGGAUUUCCGGACGAGUUAUAUACGGGAAUUCCUGGCCUAGCUAAGUGGAUUCGGGAUGCGACCAUCCAAAAAAGAGAGGAGCACGUUAAUGGUCUCCUCAAUAGGUUACAAGUACAAUAUAACACUAUCAAACUAUGGGUCCAAGACAAGCGCAGGCUGAAAGAUACUCCGCUCACUAGAGAUUGGUUCGAAACACACAUUCUCGCAGAUGCUAUCGAGAGUUUGGAGGAGGAUCUGGAAGUAUACUGGCCGACAUUGACUGAGGCCGUUGAAGACCAAUAUCCUCUUGAUAACGUCAACAGAGAAUUAAUUCUCCACGAAGGUCCAGGAAAGUGCAUUGACGCUGUGAAAGGCUGGUCAUACAAGAAAUCAGGUAACGGGGCAUCAGCUAAGAUGCAUCAUAACACAUACCAAGCGAUCCUCACCAGGAAGGGUGGGAAAUUCAUGAGCGUAUCAAAUAACACUUACACGGAAUACUUCUGGAUGGGUGAUCUGUCGCAUGUUUUGUUCAGCAUCGUCGUCAAGGACUGGACCCAAGCUCUCCACAUUGAUAUACCUUCAAUGGCUGGCGAUGCUGAGCUAGCGAUAGACAAGAUCUGGGACAGGUUCAUCCAAGAUCUCAACGCAAGGGUUAACAAGGCGGAGCCAAGACUGCUCCCUCAGAUAAAGAACGAGGAACCUAACCUGGAGGCUUUUAAGAAGGCAGCUAAAACCCGGAUCCGCCAAGCUCUUAAGCGACUCUCCAAGGGUGCAGGCCAAGCUUAUCCUCUAGUUGCCUUCAAAGCUCAAGAAGAAUGGGCAGAGACAUUUAAGGGGGCGGUAAACAUCAGAGGUACCGGGUCUCAUGCAGCUCGUCAACAGCUUGUGCUUAACUUCGCAAAAAAGAACAGCAGGAAUACUUUAGAAAAAAUAUAUGACUAUCUCGACGAGCAACUCUGCGCAAAUUUCGGGUCACUACCCGAAGAGCUACAAUCUAUAUCAGACGAUACUGUGAGAUCCUUGCGGAGCUAUCUUAUCAUGUUCAUCGAUAAAACUCUUGAGUCUACAGAUAUGGCUAUCAAAUCAGAAGAUGUUGCUGAGGAGAAAAUCGGGUUGCGGAUGGCUGUGAAUUCCGAGCUUGAUAUGUGGGAUGCACAAUGGGGAAAUCUAGACUUGGAUGAAUAUGUGAAUGACAAGCAGGCUGGCUGCAUCCCGGAUGAGUACCAGCAUGCUCGGUCGAAGCUGGAGGCUAGUGAUGAUUCUACGAACUCUGACUCAUCCAGCGAGGAGAGCACAGACGAAGACUAG